Molecule: messenger RNA, 2405 nt
Organism: Glossina fuscipes
Lineage: Eukaryota; Metazoa; Arthropoda; Insecta; Diptera; Glossinidae
Gene: brk
Product: myb-like protein Q
Exons: 1
Coding region: 82-2343 (753 amino acids)
Source: RefSeq, a predicted model, not a curated record
AAUAAUAGUAACAAUAGUAACUCGAACUCGAACACAAAUACCAACAACAAUAAUAAUAAUAAUAAUAAUAAUAGUCCAAAAAUGGGCUCACGCCGCAUUUUUACACCACAGUUUAAGUUGCAAGUCUUGGAAUCGUAUCGCAAUGAUAACGAUUGUAAGGGUAAUCAACGAGCUACUGCCCGUAAGUAUAAUAUACAUCGAAGACAAAUACAGAAAUGGCUUCAAUGCGAAUCUAGUCUUCGGUCCUCCGUCGCUAAUAUAAAUCAAAGUACCGUAAGACAUCAAUUUCAUAAUAUUAAUAUGCAACCGCCACAACAUCAACAACAGAGUCAACAACAAAAGCUCACAGUAGUGCCUACGAUCGUUCAACAUACAGGCGUACAGAGUAUUACGUUAGAUUCACCUAGACAAACUGUUGCGCUCAAUACAAUAAUGGUGCCAGCGUUGACGCAAGGAGUUGUGCCUUCAUCAUCAUCAUCAUCAUCAUCACAAGAAGCCUUUACAGCAGCAAAUUUGGCAGCGGUUGUGGCAGCAGCUGCCGUUGCUAGUGCUGCCGAAGCUAUGGCAAUCGCUAGUUCAUCAACUACGGGUACGACAACAUCGUCAAAAAAUGUCGUAUCACCCUUACGACCGACGGCAAUUAUAGGUGCAAGUAGUAGUACUGCAACUACAAUGUCACCUUCUCUACUCCAUCCACACCACCACCAUCAUCAUCACCAUCACUACGGAAUUCCGUCGUAUACACAUACAACCGCCACCGGUUUACCAAUUUCUGUGCCAAUUCUAGCCCACAGCAUUUCUCAUCAUUCACAAACACAGCAACAACAACAACAGCAACAACAACAACAACAACAACAGCAUCAGCAGCAGCAGCAACAGCAGCAGCAACAACAACAGCAACAUCAACAUCAACACCCAUACCAAUACCAUAACCUAUCCAAUCAGAGCCAAACAAUAAUACAUCAAUUCAGCGAACAGCAGCAGUUGUCACCAUUUGUGCCGUCAGCAAGUCUACCCACCAUUACCUUGUCGGCAACUGCAGUUUCAUUAGCUCCCGCUAUAUUAAAAAAGCAAACAGUCGGGGUAGAGAAAACAGAAAAAAUUCAUAGCGACGAGGAAUCACAUGAAACGAAAACAUCAGCAUUUACAGAAACGACGACAGGAAAUAGCAACUAUGUAUACGUGCAUAAUAACGACCAACAACAGCAACAACAACAGCAACAACAACAGCAACAACAUCAGCAACAGCUAUACAACAAAUGCAACGAGAAUGAAGCAAAAGAUAUGACUAAUGUUAAUACUACAACUACACUGCCACUAUAUAAUCAAUAUGAGAGCAAUGAACAUCUUCACGUUGAGUUUCCUGUCCAAUGCCCCAUGGAUCUUUCGUUAGGCAAUCGUCGAGAUUGUUUAAAUGAAACUAUAUCAACGCAAGCAAUUCAUGAGCAAAAUUCAAAUUCUAAAGUUACGACGGAAAUCAAGGCCGCGGAAUUAACACCAGCAGCAACAAGUGUUGACAAUAACGUUGUCGACUUAACUUUUAGAAAACGUAAGGUAAUUAACUCUUUAAGCUGCAACGAAGAAGAAUAUAAGCAAAUAAAUUCGGAUUUGCCUGAAAAGCAGACUAAACGUUGCGUUGAUAAUAAUAACGAGAGCAAGGAAUGUUUGAAAAAUUCAAAUAAAAUGCCCGAACAACAACAGCAGGCUGAUGAUGAGGAUAUUGAGAUCGAAGUUGAUAUAGAAGAGGAGGAAAAAAUUCCGCCAUCUAAACCGAUUAAAUUAUUUAAGCCUUAUUUAUUGGAUGACGAUGAAUAUAAUAAUAGCGGUAAUGAUAAGAAACUUUGCGAAAUACGCGAAUUAAAUUCAUGGGUUAGCUGCUCUUCUUCGAAUUUAUCGCCAAAUUGUUAUGAUAGCUCGAAUGAUAUAUCGACAGCGAAUAAUUUUCAAAUGCAUGGAAACGAUAUGUACGGAAAUGCGAUCGGGAGUCCUAACUUUCUCCCAAGAACAAAUACAAAAUCGACAAGUCCCCCAAGUGCCUUUAGUCCGACUACCUCCGUGCCAACACUUUCCCCAUCAAAUUUCCCAAAUUGCCCAAAAGGCUCACCAGUCCCAUCCGGUUAUGAAAGCUGCUCAUCCACAUACAGCGAUACAUCAUCGUCCUCCCGAAGUGAGGCAUCAUUCGGCACUUUCAUCCACGGCCGAACCUACAGCCUCAACUUCCAAAUGCACCAAAUAUACAAUGACAAUUUAAUGCUACAACAACCUAAUCAUAUUCAAAGAUGGCUGGACCAAGAAUCGUCCAAUCCACCAGCAACCACUUCUUCCAUAGCUUUAUAUGCUUAAGUAAUUUUAUUGUAUAAUAAUACUUUUAAAUAGAAAUAUAUUAUUAUUAUAAUUAUUAUUAU